UCCAACUCUCUAUCAAGCACAACCUUUAGCCACACCCGAAGGAAACCACAAACCAGGGAGCUGUACAAGGGAAAGGAGAAUACAAGAGCUUGCCAAACCCUAGCUAGCAGAAGGCUCACUUUCUCCAGAUAACAUCACCACCCACCAACCACCAUGAUCUUCCCUCCUUCCUUCCUGGAUUCCUCAAGCUGGAAUGAUAACCAGCAUGCUCACCACCAGCAGGUCGCGGCGGCCAGCGGCGGUGCUGGCGGCGGCGCCGGCGACGGCAGCUGUAAUAAUCUUGAGCUCCUCCAGCCGUCAAUCAUGCAGCAGGGAACCCUUGCCGAAAGCGGAGACGGCGGUGGGCAGGCGAUGGGGCCAGCCAAGCCGAUGUCUAUGUCGGAGCGCGCGCGGCUGGCUCGGGUGCCGCUGCCGGAGCAGGGUCUCAAGUGCCCGCGCUGCGACUCCGGCAACACCAAGUUCUGCUACUUCAACAACUACUCCCUCACCCAGCCACGCCACUUCUGCCGAGCCUGCCGCCGCUACUGGACCCGUGGCGGCGCGCUCCGCAACGUCCCCGUCGGUGGUGGGUACCGCCGCCACGCCAAGCGCGCUAAGCCUAAGCAGGCCGCCGCGGCGGGAGCGCCGGCGGCCAACGGCACCGCUUCCGGUGGGUCGACCACGACGACGUCGUCCACUUGCACUCCAGCUGCCGCGGCCAAUGGGGCGCCCACUCUCCCGGCCAUGCUAAACAGCGGCGGGGGGAACCUUUCCGGCCUCCUGCCCCCGCUACUCCGCCUCGCUGACUUUGAUGCCAUGAGCCUAGGCUCGACCUUCUCGGGGAUGGGCAAGCCAUCCUCCAUGGACGUGGCGUCUGGCUUCUACCCUGUAGGCGGCGCUGCCGCGGCGGCUGGGCUGGAGCAGUGGAGAGUUCAGCAGAUGCAAGGCUUCCCGUUCUACCACGCAUUGGCCGACCAGCAGCACGCGAUGGUGCAAGCUGCAGCGCCGGCAAUGGCGAUGCCGGGAAUGUUCCAGUACCUAGGCCUAGACAGCGGCGGCCGCGGAAGCGUCGAAGAAGAUGGAGGAGAUCAUCAGUUCCGUGCGACGAUGGCAUCGAAGAGGGAAGGCUACCCAAGAUCAGGCAGCAUCGGUAUGUACGGUGGUGGUGAUCACCGCCUCACUGCUGGCUACACAAGUUCCUACUCCAAUACUGCCACAGGUAACCAUCUCUUGUAAUGAGCUAAGCUAAUCAAAUGCAAGCUCAUAGCCUCAGAUCAAUCUAUAAUUAGCUAGCUAGUUGUAUGGACUUGGAGGGUGUUGUGAGAUAUAGAGAAAAGCUUUGCAUUUGUUUUGCAAUGUGAUUCAUGGGGGGAUAUGGAUGGUGUUGUGUGCUUGCUAGCUUAAUGAUCAUGGACAAGUAUUAGUGUUAAUUAGCUAGUUUAGCUAGCAUGAUCAUUUGCUAAGUUUCUUCUACCUCUAUUUUGU
Molecule: messenger RNA, 1464 nt
Organism: Lolium rigidum
Lineage: Eukaryota; Viridiplantae; Streptophyta; Magnoliopsida; Poales; Poaceae
Product: dof zinc finger protein DOF5.1-like
Exons: 2
Coding region: 154-1215 (353 amino acids)
Biological process (GO): regulation of DNA-templated transcription
Molecular function (GO): DNA-binding transcription factor activity; DNA binding
Source: RefSeq, a predicted model, not a curated record